Molecule: messenger RNA, 659 nt
Organism: Mus caroli (Ryukyu mouse)
Lineage: Eukaryota; Metazoa; Chordata; Mammalia; Rodentia; Muridae
Product: C-type lectin domain family 2 member F-like
Cellular component (GO): external side of plasma membrane
Molecular function (GO): natural killer cell lectin-like receptor binding
Source: RefSeq, a predicted model, not a curated record
AUGCCAGAUUGCUUGGAAACGGGAGAAAAACCGUUUGUUCAUGACAUGAAUGCCCAGGGCAUACAGAAGCCAGAAGAGGGCAAUGGACCCCCUGGAACUGGAGGUGUGCAAUGUUGUAAAAUUCUCCAAGGAAAAAGUCUCAUAAGUAUCUCCUGUGAGUCUCGUGCUAAGCUUUAUGCCUGCUAUGGAGUGAUCAUUGUCCUCAGUGUAGCUAUAGUUGCUCUUUCUGUUGCUUUGUCAGGUAAAAAGACAGAACAGAUCACAAUCAAAAAUACCUAUGCUACUUGCCCGCAAAACUGGAUUGGAUUUGGAAAUAAAUGUUUUUAUUUUUCUGAAUACAAAAGUAACUGGACAUUUGCCCAGGCCUUUUGCAUGGCACAAGAGGCCCAACUAGCUCGGUUUGACAAUGAGGAAGAACUGAAUUUUCUGAAGAGAUACAUGAAUUCUUCUAGCCACUUGAUUGGACUACACAGAGACUCGUCAGAGCACUCUUGGAGGUGGACAGACAACACUGAGUAUAACAGCACGUUUUUGAUUCAAGGAGAUGGAGAAUGUGGCUUCCUGAGUGACAAUGGGAUCAGCAGUAGCAGGGACUACAUAACUAGGAAGUGGAUUUGUAGCAAGUUCAGCAACUACACCUUACAGUGCUAGUAGUUUUG